Molecule: messenger RNA, 2864 nt
Organism: Centropristis striata (black sea bass)
Lineage: Eukaryota; Metazoa; Chordata; Actinopteri; Perciformes; Serranidae
Product: splicing factor U2AF 65 kDa subunit-like
Exons: 11
Coding region: 105-1505 (466 amino acids)
Biological process (GO): mRNA processing
Cellular component (GO): nuclear speck; U2AF complex; U2-type prespliceosome
Molecular function (GO): pre-mRNA 3'-splice site binding; poly-pyrimidine tract binding
Source: RefSeq, a predicted model, not a curated record
UCGGUGGUUUUUGCUGCACUGACACACCGCCGGCCGGUUGGUCUAUUGGUCCCUUCAGACAACACAGACCUGAUAUAUUUUUAUACACCGGGAGAGCCGGUAAAAUGUCGGAUUUCGAGGAAUUUGAGAAGCAGCUGAGCGAGAACCGUCAGGAGAGAGAAAGAGAAAGACACAAAAAGAGGAGUCGUAGUGGAUCUCCCGCCCGAGGGGACAAACACCGCAGCUGGAGCAAAGACCGAGGGAGCCGCAGCCGGGAGAAGAGAAGCCGCAGCAGAGACCACAAGAGCCGGGACCGCCGAAGCUCCUCCCGGGACCACAAGAAGCACAGCCACUCUCCGAGGCGAACAAGGAAGAAAAGGACCUGCAAAUAUUGGGAUGUGCCUCCUCCGGGCUUUGAACACAUCACACCAAUGCAAUAUAAAGCUAUGCAAGCGGCCGGGCAGAUACCAACAAUAGCUCUGCUGGCAACGUCAACAACCACCGGAGUGGCUGCAGCGCCGACACAAGUGCCCAUCGUCGGCAGUCAGAUGACGAGACAAGCCAGACGCCUCUAUGUUGGAAAUAUUCCCUUUGGAGUGACGGAGGAGUCCAUGGCCGAGUUCUUCAACGCUCAGAUGAGACUCGCAGGACUUUCACAAGCUCCGAGCAACCCUGUACUCGCUGUGCAGAUUAAUCAGGACAAAAACUUUGCUUUCCUAGAGUUUCGGUCUGUGGACGAGACGACGCAGGCGAUGGCGUUCGAUGGAAUCAUUUUUCAGGGUCAGUCGCUGAAGAUCAGACGACCUCACGACUAUCGGCCGUUACCUGGAAUCUCAGAGCAGCCCGCUUUCCACGUCCCAGGUGUCGUCUCCACAGUCGUCCCCGAUUCCCCCCACAAACUGUUUAUAGGAGGCCUGCCGAACUACCUGAACGAUGACCAGGUGAAGGAGCUCUUGACGUCGUUCGGGCCUCUCAAAGCGUUCAAUCUUGUGAAGGACAGUGCCACGUCACUGUCAAAAGGUUACGCCUUUUGUGAAUACGUAGACGUCAGCGCCACUGAUCAGGCAGUCGCCGGGCUCAAUGGGAUGCAACUGGGCGACAAAAAGCUGAUAGUCCAAAGAGCGAGUGUGGGAGCUAAAAACGCCAACCCUACCUCCAUCAUAGAGACCCCAGUGACGCUGCAGGUCCCCGGGCUGCAGCGGCUGCAGAACUCGGGCAUGCCCACGGAGGUGCUGUGCCUUCUCAACAUGGUGAUGCCUGAGGAGCUGGUGGACGACGAGGACUACGAGGAGAUCCUGGAAGAUAUCCGAGAGGAGUGCUGCAAGUACGGCAGCGUCCGGUCCAUCGAGAUCCCCCGACCGGUCGACGGGGUGGAAGUCCCCGGCUGUGGGAAGAUCUUUGUGGAAUAUGUUUCCGCAGCAGACUGUCAGAAAGCCAUGCAAGCUCUCACCGGCCGCAAGUUUGCCAACAGAGUGGUGGUCACCAAAUACUACGAUCCAGACAUGUAUCACAGACACGAGUUUUGAAAGUAGACGAGUCCUCCUUCCUGUUUGUGAGCGUUUCUUUACUCCUCUGAAUGUCGUGAAUGCGUCCGAGAAAAGACUUGUUUUAUUACGUCUUCUACUUAUUAAACUGGACUGCAGUGUGUGUUUCUUCACUGAAUAUCUAACUCCCAGCUUUAGCUUUAACUCCCACACAGUGAACUGAUCUCAUUCUGACUUUAAACAGUACUGUAGUAUCCAUUACAUUUGUAGUAGAAUGAAUGUGACAUGUAUCUUACCUUAACUAAUACUGCCUGACAAUGCCAGAGUAGCUGUCUUAUUGAGUAUGCACUAUAUGAGAAAAAACUGUCAAAUGUUUUGAUUUCCCUCCUAAGCACAAACAUUCAUUUCUGUUUUACAUUUAAUUAUGUGGCAUUCAGAGAAAAAAAAGUUUUUAUUUAUUAUUUUCCAAAGUAAUAUUAUCAUAUAUUAUUCCUUAAUCAUAUAUGAUGCUAUCUCCUGCACUGCUUACAUCGACCAAAUUUAUUUUGUCAGAACGGCCUCAGAGGUCAUUUUGUAAAUAUGAAAUAUGAAUAUCUAAAGGUUAGGAAAUAUAUUAAAUCGGCCAUGCACACUGGAAGCUACUUGAAUUUUAAAAAAUAGAUCUAAUUGGCACUGAGAUGGUCAGUUGUGUCCAUGUAACCAGCAACAAUUUGUUGUCAAAUCAGAAAAACAAAAUCAAUCUGUCUUCAUUGUUUUAUUUUAAAAAAUAAAGCAGAUAUGCACAUGUUAAAAAAAUGCACCUUUAAGUUUUGUAGAUAGCAAAUUGAAUGAUUUUUUAAAGCUUUAUUCUUUGUGUGGUCUGUUGAAGAAAAAAUGUAUUCAAUGAAAGCAUUUAUUUAUUAUGAAAUAACUUUUAUCCGCUUGAAAAGUGCAGGCGUAAACAUCCAAACAAAUCUGUCCGACACUGGGAUGUGAGGAGGAAAUGUGCAUCUGGACAUCAAACAACAUGCUCUGUUUCAAGGUAAACAAAUUGUAUUUUAGUGUAAUAAGUGGGACAUAUCAACUGAUAUUAAACAGCCACUGUAUUUUAUACAUUUUUGGAUGGCCAAAAAACAUUUUUAGUUUGUACAAUCCCUGCCACUGCCAUUGCCUUGAAUAAAUGCUUGCAUCUACUGUCAGUCUGCCUCCUUAUUUCCUGUAUUAUCAGAUUGGAUCAGUUACACAUGUUAAUAUAUAUACUUAAUAGAAAUAUUUAUUUAAAUUCUCUUUUUUCAGAUGUCUCUCCAUUGUCAUUUUAUUGUUAACAUCAGUUGCAUCUGUAUUAUUAUACACUAUUCUGUCAAUCACCAUGUAACUCAUUGUAGCUAUGCAAAUAAAUAAUAUUGUGAAUUUACAAUCUUG